CAGAUAUUCACACCAUAUCCCUGCGACCUGUGUCGCCAUGCCGGUGAAAAAGCUGAAGAUCUCCGAAGAGCUACGGAGCAUUUCUCGGUUGCUUCUGGAUGAGGGAGCGUUGAAGCAGCUGACUUCCGCGGAGUUGGUGGAGGAUGCUUUGGCGCUGGCCGUGGCGCGCGGUGUUGUCAUGUAUCCCACGCCACAGAAGAAGCGCGAGGCGUCGGUGGUGCCGCUGACGCUGCUUCCCUCCCCGGUGGCCGAUGAUUGUUUCCACUUGGCCAAGAUGUUGACGCCAGAUUUCCACAUUUUGAUGGACAGGGUAUGUUGCGACCUGUCUUGGCUUCAAGAUGCCUUGGCCAAGACUGGUGCGAUUGAUGAGAUUUCCUGCAAACUACUGGAGAUUUGCUGCAGUGUUUAUAACAGCACAACGGGAAAGGAUCCGAAGGAUGAUAUUCGGCUCCACCUAAUGCGCAAUGACUUCAUGCUGGACACGCAAAAAGGCCCUGCUGAAGGUGCAAUGGUUCAGAUUGAAUUGAAUAUGAUGUCUGCCUCCUUUGCGACCCACGGGCAGGAUCUGACCGAGGUUCAUCGAUACCUCCUUACGAAAUACUUACCGCGUGAUGCCAACUUGAGGAUGGAGGCUGUUUCAGAGGCGCUGUCUGCGGCUCUGCCGACGAGCAGUGCCACUGAAGGUAUGGCCGAGGCAAUGUCUUUGGCUGACAAGGCCUAUAAAGCAAGGUGGCAACCGACUGGAUUGCUGCAAGUCGUUCUAUUUGUAGCCUUGGAGGAGGAGAAGAACGAGCUGGACCACAGGAAAUUGGAGCUGGCUGCCUUCCGCCACGGCCUGGUCGCCCUGCGCCGGUCGUUGCAACAGCUGAAGGGCGCUGAGCUUCGGCCGCUGGCGCCGCGCCCGAACCACACGGCGACUGUGCGGGAGCCGCUGGCGCUGGUUGUGGAUGGCUAUGAGGCCACGGUGGUCUACUUCCGCUCCGGCUACUGGCCUCAGCACUUUGUUGACGCCUGGCCGUUGCGGCAGCAGAUGGAACGCGCGGAGGCAGUGAAGUGCCCCUCAGCGCCAGCGCAGCUCGCAGGGAUGAAGAAGGUGCAACAACUUCUUUGCGAGAGGAACGAAUUGUUGAAAUUUCUGCCAGAGGACCAGGCGACAGCUGUCUCCAGCACGUUUGGCAAACAAUUUGACCCCAGCAGCAGCUCCAAAGAAACUCGAGAGGCUGUUGAGGCCGCUAGAGCCCAUCCUGGUGACUGGGUUUUGAAGCCACAGGUAGAAGGCUCUGGAGAGCUGUUCUUUGAUGAGGAUAUUCCUCGCAUCCUGGAUUCUCGGACACAAGAACAGCUCGCGGAGUUCAUCUUGAUGGAACGUGUAAGGCCGCCCUGCACUCCUUCGGCGAUUCUGCACCAGGGUGAAGUGGUACUGCGUUCUGCCGUGGCAGAGUUGGGUAUUUUUGGCACCUUUGUAGCGGAGGGUGGCGAAGUGAGGUGCAACAAGGCUGUUGGACAUCUUCUCAGAUCAAAAGGGCAGCAGACGAAUCAGGGUGGUGUCUUCGUUGGCAAUGCCACUGUAGAUGUACCAUUCCUGACUCCAAACGACAUUUUCUGGCAUCGCGUCAAAUCUUGAAAAAACCAUGCCAAAAUUCCA
Messenger RNA from Cladocopium goreaui, 1645 nucleotides. Lineage: Eukaryota; Dinophyceae; Suessiales; Symbiodiniaceae. The record is from the annotation of a GenBank genome assembly.